CUAAUAUCCAGAUUAACCCUCAUCACCUUUUCAUUUCUAUAUCAUUGUGAUUAUUCCACCUUUGAAGUAGUAUGAAGGUGUUUCCAUCCCCCUGAUAAUUUCUCUGCUCUCGUCACAGACUCCCACAGAGAAGAUGAAGACCAUAGUGAGGCUCCCCCUUCUGCUGUGUGUGGUUGGCUUGUGUGUGUAUAUGAGAGAGUACGUGUUGCAGGAACCUUUUCUGCAUCAAACCACCUGGGACUGUGAGAGCAAUUCAUCAGCAAAGGAUCCGUGGUUCAAUGAGCGUUUCAACAAAUCAGUUAAACUCUUUAUGUCUCCAAAUGACCGUCUACCAGAGCGAGCCUUUCAGUGGUGGAGGCGCAUGCGGAGAGAAAAGGGUAACUUCAGUGUGUAUAAAGAGGCAGUGUCCGAGGCGUUUCAGGUCCUGCCUCACUCUCCUAACGUUCUGGAUCCGACCCCCCGGAGCUGCAGGAGUUGUGCUGUGGUCGGUAACUCUGUCAGCUUGAGGGGAUCACGUUAUGGACCUCUCAUAAACUUCCAGGAUCUUGUCUUUAGAAUUAACGGUGGUAGGAUCAAAGGAUUUGAGGCAGACGUCGGGAACAAAACCACUCAUCACAUCAUGUUCCCUGAGAGUAUGCAGCACUUGGACAACACCACUCGUCUGGUCAUGUUUCCAUUCAAGACGGCUGAUAUCCGAUGGAUUGGGAAGGCCAUAUCCACAGGAUAUUACGGAACCCCACACUUCAGAGCAAAGGUCAGAGCCAACAAGAAUUUGGUGAUGGUGGUCAACCCGGUCUUUAUGCAAUACGUCCAUGAAGCAUGGCUGGAAAAGAAGGGCUAUUAUCCUUCCACUGGAUUUAUGACUUUGGUUCUGGCCAUGCAUCUUUGUGAUGAGUUACACGUGUUUGGUUUUGGAGCAGAUGAAAAUGGAGACUGGAACCAUUACUGGUCCUUAAACACUUGGAAGCUCGUCAAAACUGGAGGCCAUCCCGGAGCAUUUGAGUACCAAACCAUCGAGAAGCUGGGGGAGCAUCGAAUAAUCCGCUUUUAUCGAGGCUGGGGUCCUCAUGCUCUUCAUUUAAUGAACAAGGAGAGCAAAGUGUGAGGCUGAAGACAUGGGACUAAUUAUUCAUCAUCAGGGAUGUCAAAUGCUGCUCUUGCAUCUGUAACUAC
Molecule: messenger RNA, 1173 nt
Organism: Labrus mixtus (cuckoo wrasse)
Lineage: Eukaryota; Metazoa; Chordata; Actinopteri; Labriformes; Labridae
Product: CMP-N-acetylneuraminate-beta-galactosamide-alpha-2,3-sialyltransferase 1-like
Exons: 6
Coding region: 134-1105 (323 amino acids)
Molecular function (GO): beta-galactoside (CMP) alpha-2,3-sialyltransferase activity
Source: RefSeq, a predicted model, not a curated record